UCGUAAAAGACUGGUAGAGGGGGAGGCUCGUCAUCAAAGGCAUGAAUGUUAGCUGAGUUCAAAGUUUAAACCAAACAAAUUACAAGAAGAGAAAAUUGUUUUCAAAAACUGAGAAAACUGGAUUGUGUCGAGAGGAGAACAAUUAGGAGGAAGAUGAGAAUGAUGGAUCAUUUGAUGAAGAAAGAUGUGCUUGAAGAAGUGGUAAUAAUAAGUAUUUUGAUAGGAAUCCAAGUUGUGUAUGCUGGAAACUCUAUAUUGAUGGGUUAUCUUAUGUCAAUUGGCCUUACCCCUUUUACCAUUGUUAUCUACACUUCCUUUGCCACUUUCCUCCUCCUCUCUCCCAUUGCUUUUCUCUUCGAAAGAAGCAAAUGGCCCAAGAAAUUCAGCUUGAAGCUCUUAAUUCAGCUGGUGUUGAUAGCCUUUGGAGGGGUAACUUUGUUCCAGUCUCUUCUGCUAAAGGGUAUCAAUCUAACAUCACCAGCAAUGGCAACAUCCAUGCCAAACCUAGCUCCGGGCAUAAUUUUUGUAAUUGCUUGGGCUUUAAGAUUAGAGAAAGUGAAACUGAGUUGCAUAUACAGCAAAGUAAAGAUAGCAGGGACAUUGCUGUGCGUGGCAGGCGCUCUAACAAUGAGCAUAAUGCACAGUGCCAAAGCAGAAGUAGCAGUGGGUGGUAAUAGACAGAGUGAGACUAGUGGAAUGGCAGUAUCACCACCACUCAAUGUUUUGUUCGACAAGGACAAGAUCAUAGGAUGCUUCUAUCUCAUGGCAGCCAUUUUUGUUUUGUCCACCAAUGUCGUCCUUCAGGCUGCAACCUUGGGUGACUUUCCUGCUCCAAUGUCUCUCUGCGCCAUUACAUCUUUGCUCGGUGGCUUUCUCACUGCAGCCCUCCAAAUACUGCAGUACCACAAACUCGAGUCUGGCUUUCCAGUUCUCAGCGUAUCAAACUUGAUUUCCUACUCUCUCGUGGGAGGUGUAGUGAGCGGGACAUGUGUGAGCUUCAACGGGUGGGCCAUGAAGAAAAGAGGGCCUGUUCUGGUGUCCAUGUUCAACCCCAUUGGGACAGUAUGCUCAGUGGUUCUCUCUAUUUUCACUUUAGGAGAGUCCUUUAAACUAGGAAGCCUUGCUGGUAUGCUGCUGAUGUUUACGGGGCUGUACUUCGUGCUAUGGGCAAAGGGCAAAGAGGGUUACAACACAUACAGCAACAGCAGCUGCAGCAGUGGCCAUGGCGAUGGCUUUGCAAGUGAGUUCGAUCCAGAGAAGCCUCUCUUAAGUUAGCACACCAAGCCACCUCUGCUUUCUCUUUUUCUCUUCCUUAGUAGUAGUAACUAGUAAGCCACAUUCAACCUCGAAAGAACAAUCAAUCAAUGGACUCUUUGGCUGAUUUUGUAUAUACAUGUAAAUCUUCAACUCUAUCAUGUACAUAUAUAGUUUUAGUAGUAGUAGUAGUAGAAUGCUUUAUAAAGCUCCUGCAUUUAUCAAUGUGAGUUCCUCCUCUGGUUUUUUA
This is a messenger RNA of Humulus lupulus (European hop), 1504 nucleotides long. RefSeq names its product WAT1-related protein At5g47470. Gene Ontology annotation, molecular function: transmembrane transporter activity. Bases 154 to 1275 code for a protein of 373 amino acids. The record is from RefSeq and is a predicted model, not a curated record. Gene Ontology annotation, cellular component: plasma membrane. The transcript has 6 exons. Lineage: Eukaryota; Viridiplantae; Streptophyta; Magnoliopsida; Rosales; Cannabaceae.